Molecule: messenger RNA, 1952 nt
Organism: Linepithema humile (Argentine ant)
Lineage: Eukaryota; Metazoa; Arthropoda; Insecta; Hymenoptera; Formicidae
Source: RefSeq, a predicted model, not a curated record
AUUGCUCCACGCAUAACUCAAAGCCGAUAAAAAUCGAAGAAAAACACUCGAGUUACUUUCCUUAUAUCAUGAAUUGCGUUGAAAGUAAUAAAACUGAAAGUCAAACAUCGAUUCAAAGAUUUUACGCAGGACAGUCGAUUUUCAUUACAGGAAGUACUGGAUUCCUUGGUAAGACCUUGGUUGAAAAAUUAUUGCGUAGCUGCCCCGAUAUCUCCAAGAUAUAUUUACUGAUACGUUCAAAGAAAAGCAAAGAUCCCAAAAUCCGACUGAAUGAACUGUUCGAGUCUCCGCUUUAUAACCGACUGAAAGAGGAAGUACCUCACUUUCGCAAGAAAAUUGUACCGAUUACAGGCGAUCUUGAAGCCAACGGUUUGGGAUUGUCUGAAAAUGAGAAGGACAUACUAAUACAAAAAGUGUCCAUAGUUUUUCAUGUGGCAGCGACUGUACGCUUCAAUGAGAACAUAAAAACUAGUACGGCAUCAAAUGUUACCGCUUCCUGUGAACUUUUCAAUAUCAUUAAAUGUAUGACAAACUUAAAGUCAUUUAUACAUGUAUCGACCAUCUAUUCGCAAUUCCAUGUCCGACAUAUCGAGGAGCGUUUUUAUAAAUGUCCCAUCGACUAUAAAAGUCUUAUCGCCUUGACAAAUACUCUUUCGGAAAAUGAACUUGACAAAUUUAUACCUAAAAUCUCUUCACAAUGGACGAAUACUUACACAUUUACGAAAGCUAUAGCGGAAGAAUUCUACAGAAUUGAAAGUGGAAAUGUGCCAAUGGGGAUAUUUAGACCAUCUAUAGUGAUAAGUAGUGUUAGCGAACCGGCAAAAGGAUGGGUAGACACUUUUUAUGGUCCGACGAGAUUGACAAUGUUUUCUAUGCUCGGUUGGUUGAGAUUUCAUUACUGCAAUAACGAAGUGAGAACAAAUAUUAUACCUGUUGACAUUACUAUAAAUGCUUUAAUCGCCAGUGCAUGGGACGUUUUUAAUCAACAAUGCAGAAGAGGCAAGAACAUGUUAAUUUACAAUAGCGUGUCGCCAAAUGACAUGCCGAAGUGGGGCCAAUACAUCAAUUACGUACACAUCUUGUGCGAAAGAUAUCCUUGUAAUAAUAUCAUAUGGCUGCCGCAUACCAUAUUUGUUCGACAAAAAAUAAUAUACAAAAUAUGUAUUUGGCUGGCUCAUUUGUUGCCGGCCUUUUUGGUGGACAUGGCAAGAGUGUGCAUGGGUCGUAAACCAAAAAUGUGGACAUUAUAUAAAAAGAUUCAUAUAGCUUGCGAAGCAGUCGCACCGUUUUGUCUUAACGAAAACAUUAUCAGCAAUGAUAAUGUUGAAGCAAUGUGGAAUAAUAUGAGCAAGGAUGAUCAGCAAUUAUUUAAAUUUGACAUGAAGGCAUUUGAUUGGCCGACUUAUCUCUCUGAUUAUUACAAAGGAAUACGUUUAUAUUUACUCAAUGAAGAUGACAGUACCUUGAAAAUUAAUCGUAUUAAAUAUAAGAGACUUUACUGGAUGCAUCAAAUCCUCAAAACUGUACUUAUCUUAGGCACAUUAUGGAUCUUAUGGAACAUACUUGCAAACGUAUUUUACUAAUGUUCUAUUAAUCAACUAAUGUGUUAAUAAAACACAAUUAAUUUGAUGGUUCUGGUGAGGGAAAUUUAAUAAAAUUAAAUUUUUAUUGGAAUUACGACGGAAAAAACUUUUCUGGAAGAUCUUAGUAUUAAUAAAUCGACAAAGCACCAUACUAAUCCAACCUGCAUAAGAUAUAAUAAAGAAAAAAUUUUAAGAGAGUAUGAAAAUUUUCCAGAUCAAAGAUUAGAUCAGUGAUUUCCAAAGUAUGCGCCGUGGGAUAUUCGAUAAUUUUAAUAAUUCCAGGCAAUCUUAAUUCAAUGCGCCGCUUCACGGUCCAAUGAUAGGAAGCGACAUCUACUUGGCACAUCACGAAUUACUCUUUAUCUAUUA